UCCUAGCGUGGCCAAAAUAAUUGCCCCUUGAGUGACGGCCAUGCCGAUUUGGUGGAGAUUGGUCCCAGCCAUCAUUGGCAUUUAGCCAGUCUGGAAGCACUAAUGAUGUUUUUUUUUUUCCGAAGCCUCUCAUUCGGCGCACGACGAGCAUCAUACACCAGUCGAAGAGCACCGCUCCUAACCAAACCAUUCAGGCAGCACCCAGGUGGCAGUCAACUCUCGUUACUGGACCGCCGCAUAAGCUGCUGCGAACGCUUCGAUACUUUGAUGUUGUGUCCGAAACGUACAAUCCGGUUUUGUACUGACCCCUUGGAUUAUUACGCCAUGAAAUCGACAGCGCCGCAGUACAACUUCUGACGCAUUUUCCUCAGUGUUCACGCCUUACAGAGGGCUUUUACAUGGACAAAACGGCGAUUCUCACCACAGCCAUCGCUGCUUUCGCCGUGGCCACAGUCGUGUUCUGGUUGCUGAAGCGUCGCAGCAGGCUUAGUUUGUUCAAAGACCUCGGAAUUCCUGGGCCAAAGCCGGACUUCUUGUGGGGCAAUCUGAAGCAGAUGGACCACAGCCGCGUCGAGACAUUCGUGCAAUGGAGAAAAGAUCACGGAAAGCUCUUUGGCGUCUACGUGGGGAGUGAGCCUUUUUUGGUCAUCACAGACCCCGAAAUAGCGCACGAGUGCUUUGUCAAGCAAGCGGCGAUAUUUCAGGACAGACCGACGUCUUUCGUGGAUGCGGAGCCUUUCAAAAGCAGCCUGUUUCAGCUUGGCGGCAGAAAAUGGACGAACGUGAGGGCGGCGUUGAACUACGGUUUCAGUUCAAGUGUGAUGAAGGAUCUCUCUACGGUAGCACACCUGUGCGCCGCUAGAUUUGUGGAGCAGAUAUCUUCGAUAAGCCUGAGGAAUGGACACGUAGAAGUGUUCGAUCGUGCAUUGGACUUUUCUUUCGACUUUCUCAUGAACACGGUACUGGCACAGAAGGUGAAAUCUCAGGAGGGCUGCAACGAGCCUAUCCUGGAGUCUCUCAAGCAAGUCACUAAGGAGCUGGGAAACUCAGCCAUCGAAGUGGCGUUUACGGUACCCGUCGUACGCGCUGUCCUUACGCUGAUAUAUCCAUUCACAAAGCAUGCUAGAGCGUUCCAGAACAUUAUGAACCACGCACAGCACAUCAUCGACCUACGCCGUUCCGGAGAGCUUCCAAAAGAACCCAGCGUGCUUCAAACGAUUUUGGGGGCGGAAACCCUCAAUAUAGUGAAAAAGAAACCUAGCAAGCUCAACAAACACCUGAGCGACAAGUACAUCUCGUCCAAUGCGGCAAUAUUUCUGCUGGCUGGCACAGAGGCUAUGGCUUCCACGCUUUCUUUUCUCGUGUAUCUCUUGGCGAGACAUCCACGCGAGCAGGAAAAAGUAGUGAAGGAGAUGGCAGACAUUUUUUCUUCUGAAGAUGGGAUCAAGCUGAACUUCGACGAGCUGCAUCGGCUAAAAAGAAUCGACAUGGUGAUCUACGAAGGUCUUCGCCUCUACCCGCCCGUCCCACUGUAUCUGAUAAGGCAUUGCUCUCUGGACACGACUGUUUGUGGGCAGCACAUUCCAGCUGGUGUCAACGUGAUGGUUACACCGUGGCUCAUCCACCACGACCCUGAAGUAUGGUCGGAGCCUGAGAAGUUCCUCCCGGACAGGUUUGCCGAAGAAAAUAGCGAAAGUCGCCAGAAUGGGACCUACGUGCCUUUCGGACUAGGGCCCAGAGUGUGUAUAGCUCAGAAGUUAGCGUUCCUGGCGCUGAAAUCGGCGCUCGUUAAGGUUGUUCAAGAUUUUAGGCUAACCUUGUGCGAUGAGGCCGCUGGGCCGCCAACGUUAUCGGUUCCUAGCGUAAUACUCGUACCUGGAGGAGGAGUGAGAGUCAGGCUGCGGCCCAGGACAGCGACGGCGUCGCGUGAGCGGUACAAGGCCGGCAAGCGUAUGUUCGUGGCAGCUUAGAUUUGCGAGAGUCAGUAAUUAAUUCAGGAAGUAAAUAUAUCAGCCUAACACUUUUCAUGUCACGGUACUGGUGCACUUUUCACCCUACCAAAAUCAUAAAUUUGUGUCGAAGAGUAAAGAUCUCUAUUACCAUUUUUAUGUGGAGGCAUUGUUAAGCACCAUCAAUAACUGAUAAACUUCUGCUUCCUCCAGUUCUGAAAAGCGGAUCCAGCAAUUUUCCUCUAGUAAUUCCGCAGUGCCCAUAAUCCACACCCGUAGGUCAGAGAGGUAUACUACUAAUAACAAAGGCGGAGGACAAGAACAAUAGGAAGCAGUGCUGAAUUGUCGUUUUCUCAUUAAUGUUCCUAGUUUUCACAACCUAUGAAACCAUUUAAUUGCUCUUUCACCUAUCAUUUUGUGACUUUCUUUGGCAGUGCAACUUCUUUAUUUGUCGUGAAUUGGUUAAGUUAUGAGAGAAAUAAUGAAAGUGUUCCUUCUU
This is a messenger RNA of Dermacentor andersoni, 2448 nucleotides long. RefSeq names its product cytochrome P450 3A29-like. The record is from RefSeq and is a predicted model, not a curated record. Lineage: Eukaryota; Metazoa; Arthropoda; Arachnida; Ixodida; Ixodidae. Gene Ontology annotation, molecular function: heme binding; iron ion binding; oxidoreductase activity, acting on paired donors, with incorporation or reduction of molecular oxygen.